Haliotis rufescens (red abalone) is the source of this 2681-nucleotide messenger RNA. RefSeq lists its product as uncharacterized. The record is from RefSeq and is a predicted model, not a curated record. Lineage: Eukaryota; Metazoa; Mollusca; Gastropoda; Lepetellida; Haliotidae. The transcript is spliced from 4 exons. Bases 148 to 1785 code for a protein of 545 amino acids.
GAGUUGCAGCAGACUUGCUGUUCCGUCUCCGGUCGCGCAUGCGCAUCGUGCGUGCGGCAAAAGACCACGGAAGUGAACCGCGCUGUCAAGGUCAGAGCUGUCAAACUUCGCGCUGCCGUAUUUACGUUCCGUGUUUACACAUUUAUCAUGAGUACCUACUACAAACAUCUUUGUGCAGUAGACAAGCUUCGUUACGAAGAAAAACUUAAUUUACUUGGAUUUUCGCUAGAUUGGGAACCAUAUAUCAUUAAUAAGUACUGGAUUGACGACGUUUCACAGUGGCCAAACUUGCAGUAUGGCGACCUGUACACGUAUCUAAUAGAUUCGCCUGGUCCUUUUACCAGAAAGAGUUUGCGAUGUUUUCGUUCACUAGAGGCCUAUACUUUGUUUGAAAGUGGAUGGGUUCAUACGUGUCUCAUCAGGUACAACUCUUCACAGACCAAGUGCAUAAUUAAGGCCAAGGUUCACAGAUCCCAAGCUGUGACAGAGAAGCCCCAUGAAGCCUGGGUUGGUCUGGAUAAGAGUGGCAGGGUGGAGUGUGCACACUAUACAUGCAUGGCAGGAUUGGGUGAAGUCUGUUCACAUGUUGCUGGUAUCCUAUUUAAAGUGGAGGCCUGUGUACGAUUUGAGUACAACAAAGUUUCCUGUACGUCCAUGCCCUGUUCCUGGAAUCAGACAUUCACAAAGAAGGUUGAACCAGCUAUGGUUGCAGACAUAAACUUCUCCAAAGUCAAGAAGGUGCACUUGGCACCACCUCUGGCCCAGAGACAACCAGUUAAAUUUGCAGAUAGUUCUAGUCUUUUAGUAAAGUUGAGAAAAAGUGUACCCUCCGCAGCCAUAUUUACUAUUACUAACCCUGUUAUUACCGACUGGUCCCAAGAAGAACAUGCCCAACUUCCUUCUCCACUAUCACUUUUAUUUGAUGAGAAAUAUAAACAUUUGACUGAGGCAGAGUUGAAAUGUAAAUGUGAGAAUGUUUUUUCUGAUGAGUUAAAAAUAACACAGCAGGAAGCUACAGUGUUGGAGAAAGAAACCAUCUGUCAGAGUGGAUCAGCUACCUGGUUUGAGUACAGAAUAGGACGUUUAACUGCCUCUAAUUUUGGGAGUAUUUAUCAUUGUCAGUGUAAACCCAGUCAGGUUUCAUUAUUGAAAAAGACAAUGCAAUAUGACCAAACUACUGACUCUGACAGUAAUAAACAUGACCAAGCUAGAGUGUAUGCUCCCUGUGGGUGGGGUUUGGACCACGAAAAUGACGCUCUUGAUCAAUAUAAAACUAUUAUGAUGUCUGGUCAUACCAACCUUGUCUUACAGAAAUCCGGUUUUGUCAUCAACCCAGAUUUCCCCCACUUAGGUGCUACACCUGACUCAUAUGUGACAUGUGACUGUUGUGGUAAGGGUCUUGUGGAGGUUAAGUGUCUCUUUAAAUACAGAGACCAGCAUCCUUGUGAAAUUUGUGAUAAUCAGUUCUAUCUAAAACCUCAUGUAAAAUAUGAUCCUGUUUGUAUAAACUCGCUUCAAACCAGCCACAAUUAUUAUCAUCAGGUGCAAGGCCAGUUACAUGUCUGUGAUAUGAAUUAUUGUGACUUUGUUGUCUGGUCCAGAAAGGGUAUCCAUAUUGAACGUGUCAUAAAAGACACUACAUUUUGGAACUCACUGAAAGUGAAAUUAGAUUUCUACUUUUUGAGAAUUGUUUUACCUGAACUACUGACUAGAGCACAUGACCAUAAGAUGAACCAUGCUCACCCAGUAUCCAGAGAAAGGCGUCGCUGCAUAAUGUAUGAAUAAUACAAUGCAAUGUAUGUACAUCAAUGCUUGUGGUAAGAGGCGACAAACGGGAUCGGGUGGUCAGGCUCGCUGAUUUGUUUGAACUGUGUCAUCAUAUCCCAAUUGUGUGGAUCGAUGCUCAUGAUGUCAAUCACUGGAUUGUCUGGUCCAGACUCAAUUAUUUACAGACAGCUGUCAUAUAGCUAAAAUAUUACUGAUUGCAGAGUUAAACAACAAACAAACAAAUGUACAUAAAUGCAUUUUUAAUGUUACUGUCCAUUUAUAGUACCCUACAAAGCCAAAGUACACUAAAUUAAAUCUCAAAGUUCAUCAAUUAAUUUUUUUCCCAUUUGUCUACAUCAUGUUCAGUUGUUCAUGAACUUAUUGUUACACAUCACACAUCAAUAAUUAUGUUUGGAAGCACUUAAGUUGUAGCACUUGUGUGGAAAGAGUGAUAUGCAGCAAAUAUAAACACCUAAUUUCUUAGUUUGUUUAUAUGUGAUAAAUAAUUAUAAUAAUAAUAUGCUAUUUAUAUUGCACAUGUUUCCACCCCACUCAGGGGCAUGCUCAAAGCGCUAUUACCCUGGUCACUGGGUCAAUGUGCACUCAAGAAUCAUUCUCAGCUCCCUGGGGAUUACUGUAAACAGCUUUAUUUCUUCGCCGUUAAAAUAUUCCGAAUACCACACCAAAGACAAUACUGCGACGAGAUAUUUUUGCGAGUUGAUGUGUUGAUAAUUGAUUACUGUGAGGUAACAGUGACACUAAUUGGUCUGUUAACACUGUCAUUUGUGAUGUAUUGUGUGACCAUUCUGCAUUCAUUUGUGUUUUUAACUUAUUGAGUAACUUGUGGUUCUGGUUGAAGAUUUCAACGUUUGAUGACGUGUUGCAAUGAAUAAAGUAUGUAUGUAUUAUUUAUA